Molecule: messenger RNA, 909 nt
Organism: Closterium sp. NIES-65
Lineage: Eukaryota; Viridiplantae; Streptophyta; Zygnematophyceae; Desmidiales; Closteriaceae
Source: the annotation of a GenBank genome assembly
AUGAAAGGAGUGUGGAGAAUGAAAGGAGUGUGGAGAAUGAAAGGAGUGUGGAGAAUGAAAGGAGUGAAGAAUGAAGGAGUGGAGAAUGCAGGGAGUGUGGAGAAUGCAGGGAGUGUGGAGAAUGCAGGGAGUGUGGAGAAUGCAGGGAGUGUGGAGAAUGCAGGGAGUGUGGAGAAUGCAGGGAGUGUGGAGAAUGCAGGGAGUGUGGAGAAUGAAAGGAGUGACGGCAUACAGGGAGACGAGGGCGGUGAGAUUGCCGAUGACAUCUGGCAGCACCAUUGUGAGCUCGCACUGGCGGAGGGGAUUGCAGGGCGGAGGGGAUGGCAGGGCGGAGGGGAUUGCAGGGCAGCACUCGGUCCUUGUGCAAGACGGGUGAAGCCACACACGCUGAUAACUGACGCCCCCCAUCCCAAUAUCGCUUUCCCUCCCUCCCGUUUCCUCCCUCCCAUUCCCUUCCUCCCAUUCCCUCCCUCCCAUUCCCUCCCUCACAUUCCCUCCCUCACAUUCCCUCCCUCCCAUUCCCUUCCUCCCAUUCCCUCCCUCACAUUCCCUCCCUCACAUUCCCUCCCUCCCAUUCCCUUCCUCCCAUUCCCUCCCUCCCAUUCCCUCCCUCCAAUUCCCUCCCUCCCCCCAUUCCCUCCCUCUCAUUCUCCCCUCCCAUUCCCUUCCUCCCAUUCCCUCCCUCCCUUUCCCUCCCAUUCCCUCCCUCCUAUUCCCUUCCUCCCAUUCCCUCCCUCCCUUUCCCUCCCAUUCCCUCCCUCCCAUUCCCUCCCUCCCAAACCCUCCCUACCAUUCAGCCACUCCCUCCCAUUCCCUGACUUGCUCACUGCCACCCGCCGCCGUCUACUGUUGCCCACUGCCGCCCACUGCCGCCCAACUUCCUCCGUCCACACCUUCGAUGGUCGUUGA